This is a messenger RNA of Paraglomus brasilianum, 538 nucleotides long. The record is from the annotation of a GenBank genome assembly. Lineage: Eukaryota; Fungi; Glomeromycota; Glomeromycetes; Paraglomerales; Paraglomeraceae.
AUGAAAGUUUUUUGCUGGACCCGAUUUUACAAGUUGUUAACUCCGGGAGUAGGUUACAUCCUCGGUGCAAUUACAGAGCGCCGACGACCAGCAUACCUUGGGAGAGGCUGCAAUCAAACGAAAGGGUUGCUCAAAAAAGUCUACAGAGCAGUCAUAAAUGCAUUUCACCAACUGAAUGAAUCAGACGUCGACUAUGAUCACCCACUAGCUAGUGGAAUAUUUGAUCUCACGAUGAGGGGUGAUGAACAUGCCACGCUACUUCCAGUGGAGAUACGGAAAUUGUUGGUGGAGGCGAAGAACCAUAUCCGUGACGUGAAGCUCCCUGAAGUAAUUCAGGGUAUGAUUGAUGAAUUUAUGGCGUCGUGCAAAGGGUUGCGAGGUAAUGUCAAUGUAAGAAGUAUGCCUCGAAUCAACAAUCCGACGUACGUAGAUAGUGGUAAUGAAGAGGUUGUCCAAGUGGUUGGUGACCUGCUUAUGGGAUUGCGGAAUAUAUGGACAUGUAGGCCUCCAAUCCUGCUCACCAAUUACAGUGAAAUGC